Annulohypoxylon maeteangense is the source of this 2346-nucleotide messenger RNA. RefSeq names its product MFS general substrate transporter. The record is from RefSeq and is a predicted model, not a curated record. Gene Ontology annotation, biological process: transmembrane transport. The coding region runs from base 412 to 2166 and encodes 584 amino acids. Gene Ontology annotation, molecular function: transmembrane transporter activity. The transcript has 6 exons. NCBI's taxonomy places the organism in Eukaryota, Fungi, Ascomycota, Sordariomycetes, Xylariales, Hypoxylaceae.
UUUUACUUUUCAAGACAAGUUCUUCAGACACAUGGUUAUAAUUUACAAUUACACUCAUCUUCUUCUAUUUCUUACUUCUUCAAUGGUUUCUGUGGAAUAUAAUACUUCGUCGGAACAAAGGGAAGCGAAGAGUUGAAAAGCAAGAAUUCCGGGUAGUCGGAGUAAAGAAACAGGGAUUCCAUUUCCUUUUGGAGAAAGUCGGCGUCCGUCUUCGUUCCCGUCUGGUGUCAUCUCAGCCAGCCAGCCAUCAGCCAUAAGUCAUCACGUGGCUUGGUAUUUUUUCAUCUUGCGGAACUCAUCAAUCGCAUAAAUAACAAUCCUAGGAUAAAGGCCUAGUCGGUCUUACAAACUGAAUGAAUGGGGUCAUAGCGUUGUUCAACGUCCGCACUUCCGCCCUAUCCCUUUCCCAUCAUGCGGUUUCCCUUUCGAGCCCGCAGGCGCCAAGAGUCUGUCCACGACUAUAUCGGUGUCCUAGUUCCGCUCGAGGAGGCGCACUUACAUAGCCAUUCCGCUAGGUCAGGCAGAAGCGAAUUUGAAGAAGUGAGGACCAGUUCCGACGACGAUGAACCUGAGUCCGGUCUACCUAAAGAUGGAGACAGCGAGCAAACUGGCAUGUUACAGAUGAGUGCUGCUGAAUACACUAUCGAAGGUCUCAGGAGAGAGGUCCGUCGAGGUGAUAGGCGGCACCAAUGGACCGAGUAUGAAUUAAAAUCCAAACUCAUCAAUAAGGCCAUUCAGGACAUAGGAAUGGGUCGGUAUAAUUGGCAGUUAUUUGUUUUGUGUGGGUUUGGUUGGUUUGCGGAUAAUUUAUGGAUGCAAGGCGUCUCAUUGACUCUCCCAUCUCUGUCCGGGGAGUUUGGUAUUUCGGAAAAGCAGGUCAGAUACACUACCAGUUCUCUCUUCCUCGGACUUUGCAUAGGGAGCUUUUUCUGGGGUAUCGGGGCCGAUAUUAUGGGCAGACGUAUCGCCUUUAACGUCACCCUACUAAUCACAAGCAUCUUUGGCAUCUGGGCGGCGUAUGCACCAAGUUGGGGGUGGGUUUGUAUUCUAUUUGCUUGUAUGGGCACCGGAGUUGGAGGCAAUCUGCCGGUAGAUGGAGCACUCUUCCUCGAGUUUUUGCCCGACUCUUCGAGUGCAUUAUUGACCCUCUUAUCUGUCUGGUGGCCAGUUGGUCAGCUUGUCUCAUCGAUCUUUGCCUGGUACUUUAUCACACGAUGGCCCGUUGAACAAGGAUGGCGCUAUUUCGUUAUGACGAUCGGACUAAUAACAUUCGCCAUGUUCCUUAUUCGAUUCGCUAUCUUCCGUCUGUUCGAGUCGCCAAAAUACUUAUUAUCUCAGGGGCGGCAAUCAGAAGCCGUUGCGGUUGUUCAUGGCAUUGCUUAUCGGAACGGGAAGAUGACCUGGCUGACUGAGGAGAUAUUAGACGCUGUUGCUGACAUGGAGGGUGCUGAACGGACCCCAGGAAGGGUUUCCACCACCAAUAUUAUCAAGGAAAACCUCACGUCUUUCUCGUUUGGUCGUAUACGGCCUCUUUUCCAGAGUCGCAAGCUUGGCACGGCAACUCUAUUGAUUUGGUUUUGUUGGAGUACCAUAGGUUUAGGUUAUCCACUGUUCAACGCAUUUCUUCCUCAAUACCUUUCGCACGGCGGCUCUGGCGCGCCAGUAACCGACGAGAGCAUGAUGGCAUACGAUGCCGCCUCGUCAGAAACGUACCGCAACUAUGCCAUAAUAUCUGUAGUUGGUGUGCCGGGAAGUCUACUCGCCGCGUAUACCGUCGAUCAUAAAUCACCAUUCCUCGGGCGGAAGGGGACCCUCGCCAUCUCCACGCUGGUGUCUGCCAUCUUCCUAUUCUUCUUUGUCAAAUUUGGCACAACACCCAACUCGCAACUCUUCUUUACCUGCGUCGAGGCUUUCUGCCAGAAUAUUAUGUAUGGUGUCUUAUAUGCUUUUUCGCCCGAGAUCUUCCCUGCACCCGUUAGAGGAGCCGGGACCGGUGUGGCUAGCUUCUUGAAUCGCGUGCUAGGAUUAAUCGCCCCGAUCAUUGCCGCUAACAUCCCCGGCGACGGUACUACGGCUCCGAUUUAUAUGUCCGCAAUUCUAAUCUUGGCCGCCUUUGUAGGGAUGGUAUUGAUUCCUAUUGAAACGAGAGGCAGGCAGAGGCUUUGAGUGUGGGACUUCGGACAUAUUCCUAAGAAGGUACCUACAAUACUACCCUACGUGUAUCAAUAGAACUUGUAUAAGGAUGGCAUGCUCACCUGAGUUGACAAUUCCAUCAUGGGUUAUUAGUUAAAUCACUAGCUUACAGUAGUUAUGAUAACAUAAGAAUGGCAGUAAAUCAAUCAUGUA